ACACAGCCUAUAAAUAGAAGCUUGUGCCCUCCAGCCUCCGCAGACAGACACAUAAUACACACAUACAGUCACUGCUCACCACAGGCUGUCUCACAGUUUCCACACAACUUCCAGCUCCUCAGCUCUGGAUGGAGGCUGCUGUUGGGCUCUCUGCCUCCCGGGGGCUCCUCCUCAUGCCGCUUGGAUCUGGAUUUUAGGGAGGUUUGUGAGGAUAUGAGCUGCAGAAUGGCUGAGGGGACACAGGAAAGAAGCAGGAUGUACAGUGCACAGUUCAAGGACAGAGCAUCCAAGACUUGGAGACGGCUGAAGAAGCGACUCUCUGCCCCCUUGGACCCAGACAUUGAGGCUAAGAAGUCUUGUGACUGGUUGCGGGCUGCGGGAUUCCCCCAGUAUGCACAGUUGUAUGAAGAUUCCCAGUUUCCAGUGGACAUUGCGUGCGUGAAGAGAGAUCAUAGCUUUUUGGAUCAAGAUUCCCUUAAAUCCCUCUGCAGGCGACUAAUGACCCUAAAUUCAUGCACAUCUGUGAGGCUGGAUGUCCAUUAUCACCGAAAACAGACUGAAGACUCUGAUGAUGAUGAUCAAUGUGCGAUCAGUGAUCGCUGGGCAUUCCAGAGGGACCAGGGACGCUGGUCUCGACUGGACUCUAUUGAACUGCUCUCUCCGAAAUUUGAUGGGCCACCCACCAUGAAAAGUACAUCCAGUAGGGAUAGUAUCUUAACAGACCUGAGCACAGAACUGGAGGCCACUUCUCUGCGUAGUGCAGGAAGCAGCAGAGGUAUUAUGGACAUAGUAGUUACACCUCCAGCAGAAUUAGCCACUUUACCUUGUUCUCUGUCUGGCAGUAAGCCAUGCCGGAGUCUCAGCGACCAGUCUCUGGCUUCUCAUCGUCGAGAGUUGAAGGAAAAAUCAAAGAAAAGGAAAACCAAGGGGUUUCUCAAAAGGAUGGAGUCUUUGCGUAAGAAGGAUAAGGACAAAAAGGAUCUUGCAACAUUGAUUUCUGAUGACCGGGAACAGUCUCCGAGAGAUGAAAUACAUUUCCACAACCUGUUUGAUGAUAAUGAUGUGGACAUUCAUGCAUAUGACAAAGAUUUUCUUCAUCCAGGUUAUAGGACUAAAUGUGCAUCUAUUGGUAGUAUCAGAAAGCCACAUUUGGAUGGUCAUUGUAGGGGGGUUUAUUUGGAGGAUUAUGAUAUUUUGGGAAAGGAUAGUAUGCAUCACAGGUUAUCGCAAAAAUCAGAUCGUCUAGUAUGCAUCCCGAUGGACCAUAAGCCUGGAACUUUCCCAAGGUCUCUUUCGAUUGAAAGUUUAUGUCCUACAAAUCAUGUACCCUUGGAAAAUUGGAAAAUGGGUAGCAAAUCUUUAGGACACUCUGUUUGUAGCAGUAUGGACUCUCAUGGGCUAGAAGGGAGACAGAGAAGAGGGUCAUAUAGUUCUAUUGGAAGCCGUUCAAGCAUAUAUGACAACGUACCUGCUUCACUGACUGGCAGCGGGGAUAUCUUAGAACUUGGAGAUAGUAGUGAUCUUUUUGGUCAUCUGGAUGAUGUUCUGAAUCAUGUAAAGGGACUACAGAGGAUGGUGGAGCUGUGGUCACGAACUGUGUGUCCUGAGCUUGAUGAAGAAGAAACAGACUCUGGAGGUGAGCAAAUUGGUCACCUUGCAUAUGAAGAAAGAUCAAUUUCUGAUGUUGGCACUUCAGCCAGUGACUUUGACAGCACGGGCAAUUCUCUCAAUGAAACAGAGGAAGGAGAAAUGAGAGAGAGAAGGGACUCUGGAGUGGGGGCAUCCUUAACCAGGCCAUCCAGGAAGUUACGCUGGCACAGCUUCCAGAACUCCCACCGGCCAAGCCUCAGCUCUGCAUCCCUAGAGAUUAACAGGCAAUCGGCAGCUCAGCUCAAUCUCCUGCAGAAGUUAUCCUUACUGAGGCUUACCGCCAUCAUGGAGAAAUACUCUGUGCCAAGUAAGCAGGGCUGGGCAUGGACUGUCCCUAAAUUUAUGAAAAGAAGUAAGCCUUUGGACUACAGAGGAAGAGCUGUGUUUGGGGUCCCCCCAAUAAUAAAUGUGCAAAGGACAGGACAACCUCUACCACAGUGUAUCCAGCAAGCUAUGCGCUAUAUCCGCAGCCAGUGCCUAGACCAGGUUGGGAUCUUCAGAAAGUCUGGUGUGAAGUCCCGGAUUCAAGUUCUGCGCCAAAUUAAUGAAUCCUCACCUGACAACGUCAACUAUGUGGGGCAGUCGGCUUAUGAUGUGGCUGAUUUGUUGAAGCAGUAUUUCCGAGACCUGCCAGAACCUAUCUUUACCAGCAAGCUGACCGAAACCUUCCUGCAGAUUUACCAGCAUGUACCCAAAGAUCAGAGGUUGCGGGCGGUGCAGGCUGCAAUUUUACUGAUGCCAGAUGAGAACCGAGAAGUCUUGCAGACAUUACUGUAUUUUCUGAGUGAUAUCUCUUCAGCACAAGAGAACCAGAUGACUCCUGGGAACCUGGCUGUUUGUCUAGCACCUUCUGUUUUCCAUCUCAACAUAUCGAAGAAGGAGACCACCUCUCCUCGGAUCAGGCAGAAGAGAGGGGCCUCUGGAAAACCAGAUCACAAGGAUCUCAGUGAGAACAUGGCUGCCACUCAAGGACUGCUUCAUAUGAUCACAGAAUGCAAGAAGCUCUUCCAGAUCCCUCAUGAUAUGAUGCUUCAGUCCCGCAAUUCCUAUUUAGCUGCUGAUACCAGCCCCCUGUCCCUGGAAGAUCUCUGUGUGAGUUCAGGGGGCGAGACCAGAGAUUUCUCUGCAGUUUUGGACAGCAGCAUACAGACUCUUCUCCAUGAAUCUGCAGAGCGUUUUAAAGGUUGGAUAACCAUGUCUGGUCCUCAGAACACAGAACUGUCAUGUAAGAAGGUUGGAGAUGGAAACCCCUUGCGUCUAUGGAAAGUAUCAGCAGAAGUGGAGGCUCCACCAAGCUCACUACUUCAUCGUGUUUUACGGGAGCGCCAUUUAUGGGAUGAUGACCUGCUACAAGGGAGAGUGGUUGAGUCCUUGGAUCAGAACACAGAUCUUUUCCAUUAUGUGACAGACAGCAUGGCUCCACUUCCACGUCGGCAAUUCUUAGUACUACGGAAAUGGCGUACAGACCUGCCCAGAGGAGGAUGUGCGUUGGUCUCUACAUCUAUGGACCAUGCUACUGGGCAGUUGGAUGAGGGUGUCCAGGCUGUAAUCUUGAGCUCACAGUAUCUCAUAGAGCCUUGUGGAAUGGGACGGUCUAAGUUAACCUAUAUCUGCAGAGCAGACCUGAGGGGGCGUUCUCCUGACUGGUACAACAAGGUUUGUGGACAUCUCUGUGCAAUGGAGGUAGUGCGAAUUCGGAACUCGUUCCCUCCUCUUAGCUCUGGUGGGCCAGAAACCAAGCUCUAAGUCCAGCAAAUUCUGAGUGAUAAUAUUGUCCAAAAACACAGUGUUGAAGAACCUCUCGCCAAAGCGUUGGUGUGGACAUUUCUGCCAACGUAUGAGCCCGCAUGAGGUGGUGCACCAAGAGAGUAUUUUUGUCCCCCCCAGUGGUGCAUGGAGUGAAGCAGCCCAGCUUAUAGUGUAUAAAAGUACACAGAACAUGGGUUGAUAUCAGUGGCAUCAAGUACUGUAGCUACGAGGAUGUAAAAUGUUCUGCUGCCGGCCUGCGGGCAGUAUUGUGCAAGACACUAUCUGAAGAGUAUCUCUUGUGCUGCUACUUGGGAAGACAUUAACAAAGAUCAGUAUUAUGUGUUUCAUUUUUGUGUAUGUCCUGUUGACUCAGUGAUGCUUGUAAGCAGGGAUUUGGUAUGUUGAAGCUGCAAUGUGAUGUAGGUGUGAAUGUCCUGACAUGGCUGAGGUGCAGAGCUCUGUAUGAAGUUGGUGUGAUGAAUGUGAUGUAAAUGGUUUAUAAUAUUUAUUCCUGCCUAAGAGUAGAACUGGACCUUUUUAGCACAUAACAUGAACCUGUCUCUCCUCUUCUUAAGGGGGGAGCCUAUAUUUGCUAUUUAGUUAGGACAGCAGGUUUGCAAUAGUGAUCAUUGUACAACAUAGUGACAUUAGGUUAGUUGUAGAACCUUUCCAGUGAACCGUGCCAGUUGUCCAAGACAAACCUUUUGUUGUAUUACACAGCAUUGUGGUUCACUAGAAGGUAUUGUAGUCUUGACCGGUGGGAUCAGUUGAUCAUAUUGCUUAUCCCACCUUAACUAGGUUCCAAAGAAAGCAGUUGUACUAUGCCUUGCAGAAGAGUUGGCUUAUUUAGCAGGGACUCUGUGGCAAUAAUGGCGGUAUUACCACACUAGCACCUUGACAACUGCUCCUGUUAGCUGGGCUGCAGGGCAGGGCUAUAAACCAUCUUUCUCUGUUAGUGGUGGCUGUCCUAUGUGUACACGACUGGGUGCUACCUUCCGUAUAAAGACUUACCUGCUGUGGAGAAAGUAAUAAUCUAUGUAGCGAUGUUGAAGUCAUUUUAUCUCUAUUGGGACCAGGUAAUGGCACAGUUGCACAAAAGUCAUAUGGUAGUAGUAGCUGAGUAACAGACGGUGGGCACUGGGAAAGCUCAAUAUCUGUCAUUCUGUUACCUUAAUACUUCAUUGUGUAAAGUGACUCUGCCAUCUCUCUUGAUAUGUCAAUUUUAGUAAAUUCUUGUAUUCUCCAUGAAAUAACAGUUCUAAUUCACUUUUUCUUAGAAUGCUGCUUUAUGCAGUUCCUCUGUUAUUCCUCUUGGAAACGUGUAACUAAAUUGACACCUUGUUAUUGCUAUUAUCCUGUUAGUGCUGACAGUGUUGCAGUGUGUAGAGGUACACCAUUAUACAAGGAUAUUGGUAACACAAUGUUUUCCAUUCUAGGCGUUUUCAGGUGGAAUAACAUGAACAGGACAAUUCAGAAUUAUCAUCAAAGGGGUUGCUCAGUCCUUUGCAAGUGAUGAUCUGUCCUUAGGAUUGUCUGAGUGUCUGAGUAGCUGUUCUGCAAUAGUUCUGGCACCAGAACUACAACAGCUUCAUCCAUUGUGCAGUGUGAUGAAGCUGGUUACUGCAGUGAAGAGGAGCAGCUCUGCAGUAACCCUCUCUUCCACUACACAAUGGACGGAGGUUUGUACGUCCGCUGCCGGGGCUACUCCAGAACAGCUAAUCGGCAGGGUGCUGGAUCCCUUGCUAGACAGAUAGGGAUGGCCAUCAUUCGUAAAGCAGUGGAAAACGUAUUUAAAGGUUCUCCGGCUUCGCAAUUUCAUAGGGAAUAUACACAUUUUCUAAAAAGGACAACAGGAUAGCGGAUAGGACCUAAAUAAAUGCAAACUGCAUAUAAAAGCAAGGGAAGUUAGUAUGGUUCAGGUUACACAAGUGAAAAAACUUUUAAAAUAUCUAUAUAUGUAGCCUUGGAUUUUCAUAGAUUCCUGAUUCGCAGUCAGAGCAGUGACUGUCUCUUCUGCACGGCGAGGCUUCUCUAAAAAUUGCUACCUUGGGGUGGUAAUCUCACAAGAGCUUAUGGAGGGAUUAGGAGCAGAUUGGUUGUCAUUUACCUUACUAACCAUAGCCAUCUCUGUGUAGUGCAGUGUCUGAAGAUGAUUUAUAUAAAUAUGUACAGGUAAAUUUAUAAUAUAUUAUUUUUUGUACCGUCACCAAAUAACUGUGCCAGGUGAACCGUUUCCAAUCAGUGUUUCUAUUUAAGUAUUUGUAAUAUAAUUUGCUUUUAUUCAAAGAAUCUUUAAUAAAAUCUACCAAAUAA
Bufo bufo (common toad) is the source of this 5712-nucleotide messenger RNA. It is a transcript of the gene STARD8, whose product is annotated as StAR related lipid transfer domain containing 8. The transcript is spliced from 14 exons. Gene Ontology annotation, molecular function: GTPase activator activity; lipid binding. The record is from RefSeq and is a predicted model, not a curated record. Bases 214 to 3396 code for a protein of 1060 amino acids. Gene Ontology annotation, biological process: regulation of Rho protein signal transduction; signal transduction; actin cytoskeleton organization. Lineage: Eukaryota; Metazoa; Chordata; Amphibia; Anura; Bufonidae.